Cornus florida is the source of this 3951-nucleotide messenger RNA. RefSeq names its product DNA topoisomerase 2-like. Gene Ontology annotation, biological process: sister chromatid segregation; DNA topological change; resolution of meiotic recombination intermediates. Gene Ontology annotation, molecular function: DNA binding; ATP binding; DNA topoisomerase type II (double strand cut, ATP-hydrolyzing) activity. The transcript is spliced from 14 exons. Lineage: Eukaryota; Viridiplantae; Streptophyta; Magnoliopsida; Cornales; Cornaceae. Gene Ontology annotation, cellular component: nucleus. The coding region runs from base 129 to 3440 and encodes 1103 amino acids. The record is from RefSeq and is a predicted model, not a curated record.
CACCAAUCAAACGGUGGUAGGGAAAUCUGGAGGAAGCAGAGGCCAUCUGGAGAGAGCAGAGCGCUAGGGUAGAGGCGAAUCGGCGAUUUUGGUUCCUGCGCAGAUUCAGAGAGGCCGCUCCAAAAACCAUGGCAGAGGCCGCUCCAAAAACCAAGUUAGAGGCCUACCUGAAGAAGCUCCGGCACCAAGACUUCAUCCUUUCCCGACCAAACAUUUAUGUGGGUUCUAUCGAAGAGCACACCCAAACCCUCUGGGUCUACGAGAACAACGAAAUGGUCCGCCGACCCGUCACGUACGUCCCCGGCCUGUAUAAGAUCUUCGAAGAAAUCCUCGUCAACACCUUCAACCACAAGCAACGCGACCCCUCAAUGGACUCAGUGAAGGUGGCGAUCAAUGAGGAACAGAACUGUAUCAGUGUGUGGAAUAAUGGUUCUGGUCUCCCAGUGGAGAUUCAUAAGGAGUUGGGUGUGUAUGUGCCCGAACUGAUGUUAGGGCACAUAUUGAAGCGUGACAGCAAAUACUAUGAUACCAUCAACAAGACUGCCGGUGGACAUGGGAUCGGCGCAAAGCUUACCAAUAUCUUCUCCACCGAGUUUGUAAUUGAGACUGCCGACGGCAAGCGACAGAAGAAGUAUAAGCAGGUUUUCUCAAACAACAUGGGAGAGAAAUCUGAUCCUGUUAUAAUGAAGUGCAACGAUGAUGAAAACUGGACAAAGGUCUCAUUUAAGCCCGACUUGGCAAAGUUCGAUAUGACCCAUCUUGAAUAUGAUAUUCUUGCCAUGAUGAGAAAGAGGGUGAUCGACUUAGCAGGAUGCUUUGGAAAGACUGUGAUGGUUGAAUUAAAUGGGAAACAGGUUCCUGUAAAAUCAUUUCUUGAUUAUGUUGGUAUGUAUUUGAAAUAUGCCUCCAAGAAUAGACCCAAUGACCUCCCAAGGAUUGCAGAAAAGGUCGAGAGGUGGGAGGUUUGCGUGAGUUUAAGUAACCAGUUUCAGCAGGUUAGCUUUGUAAAUGGGGUUGCCACAAUCGAGGGUGGGGCUCAUGUGGACUACAUCACCGAGCAAAUUACAUCUUACAUUACGGAGAAAAUAAAUGCUGAGAACGAGGGUGCCAACGUCAAAACUUUUCAUCUGAAGAAACAUUUAUGGGUGUUCAUCAAUGUUGUUAUUGACAACCCUGCAUUUAAUUCAACAACAAAAGUGGCCUUACUCAAUGUCCAAAGAGGUUUUGGGUCCAAAUGCGAACUCUCACAAGAGUUCUUAGAGAAAGUUGCUAAAUCUGGAGUGGUGGAAAGAUUUGUAUCAUUGCAAAGAUUCAAGCAGCAUCUUAAAAGUGAUACCGCAGUAAGGGGAUACAGAAUCUUUGGAAUUCCUAAACUGCAAGAUGCUUACUAUGCGGGGGGCAGAGACUCUCACAAGUGUACCUUAAUUCUUACCGAAGGAGAUUCUUCUGCGGCUCUUGCAGAUGCUGGAAUUUCUAAAGUAGGUACAAAAUACCAUGGUGUGUUUUCAAUGGGUUGUAAAUUUUUAGAUGUGAUGGAAGCAAGCCAAAAACAGAUCAUGGAGAAUACUCAAAUUCAGCACAUCAUGAAAAUUCUUGGACUCCAGCAUGAAAUGGUAGAUGCCACGAUUGACUCGUUGAGAUAUGGUCACUUGAUGAUUAUGGCGGAUCAGCAUCAUUACGAUUCCAAUAUCAAAUCGCGAUUGAUUCAUUUUAUUAAUUUAUUUUGGCCAUCACUCCUAAAAAGUCCAUCUUUUCUAGUAGAGUCUGUUAGACCGAUCGUGCAGGCUAGUAAUGGAAAAAGGACAUUAUCCGUUUAUUCCAUGUCUGAGUAUGAAUUAUGGAGAGAAAGUUUGCGAGGAAGUGAUUGGUCGAUCAAGUUUUAUAAGGAUGAAGAUGGGAAAACUAGUAAGGAAAAAGAGGAUUGGCUUAGACGUUUUGAGCCUGGUACAUACCUUCAUCCGGAAUGUAAGGUUAUAAAAUAUGAUGACAACUUUGUCGACUGGCGGUUUAAAGAGUUUUCGGAAACAGUUCUUCACAGGUCAAUUCCUUCGAUGGUUGACGGCCUUAAACCAAGUCAGAGAAAAAUACUUUUCUCUUCUUUCAAGUACAACUUUCACAAGGAUGUAACUGUUGAAGAGUUAUCUGAUUAUGCAAGUGAGCAUUCGGCUUAUGAUCACAGUGAGAUGAGUCCUUCCAGUACCAUUAUCCGCAUGGCACAAGAUUAUGUAGGCGCCAAUAAUAUAAGUCUUCUCCAACCAAAAGGCCAAUUUGGAACUCGUCUGAAAGGAGGCAAAGAUCAUGAUGAUCGUCAGUGUAUAUACACUCGGCCGUCUCCUAUCACACCUUUCCUGUUCCCGGAACAUGAUAAUAGUCUGCUUGCCUACAUAGAGGAAGAUGGCAAGUCUAUAGAACCUUGUUGGUACAUGCCAAUUAUACCAAUGGUUCUAGUAAAUGGAAGUGAGGGGAUUGGGACUGGAUGGAGCUCGUAUAUCCCCAAUUACAAUCCGAUAGAGAUUGUUUCCAAUUUGAGGCAUUUACUGCUAGGUGAUCCAAUGGUUCCCAUGAAACCCUGGUAUAAAGGAUUCCGAGGAGAUAUAGAUAUAAGGACAACAGAAGAAGGGGAGCUCUGCUACAUUGUAAGUGGAUUGAUAAAAGAAGUGAGUGAAACUACAGUUCGGAUUGAGGAGUUGCCAAUCCGAAAAUGGACCCUAAAAUAUAAAGAAUUUUUGGAAUCAAUCAAGACAGGGAAUGAUAACAGCAAAGAUCCAUUCAUCCAGGAUUUCAAAGAUCACAGUGAUGACACAACUGUGGAUUUUGAAGUUUUCUUAACCAAGGAGAAUUUGGACAAGGCUAGGGAAGAGGGUUUACUGAAGAAAUUUAAGCUUACUACUACAAUCAGCUUAAGGAACAUGAACCUCUUCGACUCAGAAGGCAUGCUAAAGAAAUAUGACAGCCCUCACCAAAUUCUUCAGGAAUUCUAUCCCCUAAGACUCGAUUUCUACAAGAAAAGGAAGAAGUCUAUGCUGGAAAAUCUUGAAUUGGAAUUGUUGAAACUGCAGAACCAAGUUAGGUACAUAACUUUGUUUGCAGAAGGAAAGAUGAGUGCGAUCAACAAGAGUAAUGAGGACCGGAUUGUGGAUAUGCAAGAGAAAGGCUUUAGAGCGAUUGGGAAGACAACAAAAACCCCUGAAGCAGCUGCAGAUUAUGCAUACCUACUGGAUCUACCAUUUUCUGUUUUUACUGAAGAAGGGUUUAAGCAAAUAUGUGAGUCUAGGAAUACACUAAAGAAAAAGAUUGAGGAUCUGAAAGAAGAAACUCCCGAGUCUAUGUGGUUCAAAGAUCUUGAGCAAUUUGUUGAUAAAGUUGCAGGAGAAGUCAACCCAACAAAAAAGAGGCACCGAGACGAAAGUGAGGGUAUCCCAAUGGAACCAACCGUCUGAAGUUGUGGAGGUUAUUGAAAAAGCUUCUCAGGGAAGAUUUUGGGCAGGAGCCAAAUGUCUGAAGUUACUUGUGAAUCAUCAUCUAUACUUGUUGUACUUGUCCUGUUGUGAGUUGCUGAAAGUGCUACUCUUUGGAGAAUUACAACUGAAUUAUGACUAAUUGUUAAGCAGCAGAGUUAAAACAGAUUGAAAUUGAGGGUUGGGGCCACGCUGAUGCGAAAGGUUGGAGGACCACCGUUUGAUCUGAAUGAUUUAUUGAGAGUUAGGGCCACGCCGGUGGUGGUUUCCUCUCAGAGGACCACCACCACCGUUUGAUUUGGAGUGAUGUAUUGAUGGUUGGGCCACGCUGGUGGAUUCAUCACGAGAGAGAUUGUCUUGCUAAACCUUGUUGCUUUAGUAUGAUUCUAAGUAGGUUUAUAUAGAGCAUAAUCUGAGAUGUUAUGGUGUGGAAUUUGUAAAUGCCUAGGUACUUGGAUACUAAUGAUUCAUGGUUUGUAUGUUUUGCAGAACC